Messenger RNA from Lactuca saligna, 636 nucleotides. Lineage: Eukaryota; Viridiplantae; Streptophyta; Magnoliopsida; Asterales; Asteraceae. The record is from the annotation of a GenBank genome assembly.
AUGGAAGGGUUUUAUGGCGACACAAUGCCUGAACGAAAGCAGAUAAACCCCGGUUACCAAGUUGGAACUGAUUUCAUCAGCAAUAAUCUUGUUAGGGGAAUCGAUUUUGCCACCAUACAUGCAUAUCCUGAUCAAUGGUUGUCUGGACAAAAUGAAGAGUCACAAAUGGCAUUUGUGCAAAGAUGGAUGUGGAGUCAUUACCAGGAUUCAAAAACUAUCCUUAAGAAACCACUUGUGAUUGCUGAAUUUGGGAAGUCUAGCAAAGAUCCAGAAUAUAACAUUAACAAAAGGGACUCGUACUUGAAUGCUGUUUAUAGAAACAUUUAUAUGAUGGCCAGAACUGGAGGAACCGUUGGUGGUGGUUUAGUGUGGCAGCUUAUGGCGGAUGGAAUGGCUUCUUACUGCGAUGGAUAUGAAAUAACCUUGUCAGAAAAUCCAUCAACAAGCAACAUCAUUUCUCAGCAAUCUCAAGCCAUGAGCACGCUAACUCAUUUGCUAAGAAUUGCAUCGGAAAAUGUUCCAUCGGGAAAAAAUCAUAAUCUCCAACUUGAUCAUAUUAAAGGUCGUUCUUCUAAGACAAACCAUCAUGGUCGUCGUCAUCAUCAGCAUACUCACAACCAAAAGGCAAUGCCUUGA